Molecule: messenger RNA, 1969 nt
Organism: Nerophis ophidion (straightnose pipefish)
Lineage: Eukaryota; Metazoa; Chordata; Actinopteri; Syngnathiformes; Syngnathidae
Product: potassium voltage-gated channel subfamily F member 1-like
Exons: 1
Coding region: 114-1571 (485 amino acids)
Biological process (GO): protein homooligomerization; potassium ion transmembrane transport
Cellular component (GO): membrane; voltage-gated potassium channel complex
Molecular function (GO): voltage-gated potassium channel activity
Source: RefSeq, a predicted model, not a curated record
UCAGCAGCGCACGGCUUCCACGCGCUCGUGUAGAAACCCACGCAUGAUUAUUUCUCGUUUUUUAAAAAAAACAACACAAUCCCGCUGAUUUACUUUUGCGACUGUUGAGCAGGAUGCGGGGGUCCCACCACCACCACCACCACCGGAGCAGCCCCGAAGCCCGCGGCGACUCCUCCGCGCUCCUGGCGGUGAACAUCGGCGGCGUGAAGCAGGUGUUGUGCGGGGACCUCCUCGCCCGCUUCCCGGACACCCGCCUGGCCGAGCUGCUGCGCUCCGCCGAGUCCGGGCCGCCCGCGGAGGACAUCUCGUCCCUCUGCGACGACUACGACGCGGAGAAGGGCGAGUUUUACUUCGACCGGGAUCCGGACGCGUUCAGGUGCAUCACGGAGCUUUAUGUGCACGGCGAGAUCCACGUCAAGCGCGGCGUCUGCCCGGUCUGCUUCAUGGCCGAGAUGCGCUUCUGGAAAGUGGGCGCGGAGUUCCUGGACGAGUGCUGCCGGAGCCACCUGCGGGAGGUGGAGGACGAGCUGGCGGAGAUCGCGGAGAAGGUGAGGACCAUGCUGGUGGACCGGGGAGGGGACCCCACGGCCGGGGGAUGGCAGCGCGUCCAGACGGGCUUGUGGAGGCUCAUGGAGAAGCCAGAGUCCUCCAUCCCGGCGCACGUCGUGGCCAUCACCUCCUUCCUCUUCAUCCUGGUGUCCUCCGUGGUGAUGUGCGUGGGCACCAUCCCGGACUUGCAGGUGGAGGACCCGGAGGGGAACCUGGCCGAGCACCCGGCGCUGGAGGCCAUGGAGACGGCCUGCAUCGGCUGGUUCACGGCGGAGUACGCCCUGCGCCUGGUUUCCUCCCCCGACAAGGUGCGGUUCGCGCUGGGCUUCAUGAACGUGGUGGACUUCAUGGCCAUCGCCCCGUUCUUCGUGGUGCUGCUGCUGACCUCGCUGGGCGCCGGCGUGAUGGAGCUGGCCAACGUGCAGAAGGCGGUGCAGGCAAUGCGCAUCAUGCGCAUCGCCCGCAUUUUCAAGCUGGCGCGCCACUCCGCCGGCCUGCAGACGCUGACCUCGGCGCUGACCCGCAGCCUGAAGGAGCUGGGCCUGCUCCUCAUGUACAUGGGCGUGGGUGUCUUCCUCUUCUCGGCGCUGGGCUACACCCUGGAGCAGAGCCACCCGGAGACUUUGUUCACCAGCAUCCCGCAGUCCUUCUGGUGGGCGGUCAUCACCAUGACGACGGUGGGCUACGGCGACGUCUACCCCAAGACCACCCUGGGGCGCUGCAACGCCGCCAUCAGCUUCCUGUGCGGCGUGAUCGCCAUCGCCCUGCCCAUCCACCCCAUCAUCAACAACUUCGUGCUCUUCUACAACAAGCAGCAGGUGCUGGAGACCGCCGCCAAGCAUGAGAUCGAACUCAUGGCCCUGCGCUCGGGUCACGGCGGGGGUCCGGAGGGCCACGCCCGCACGAGAGGGGUCGCCGACCAUCAGGCCCCCGAGAUUGAGAACACAAAUAUAGUAUCCCCUCGUUCGUCGCGGUUAAUUGGUUCCGGAAAUGAGUGCGAUGAAGGAAUUUCCGCAAAGUAGGAAUGCUUUCAUAAUCUUCGAAAUACCUUUUCGACAUCAUGAGAGCCCGCCGGACCGGGGGUCCCCAAACUACGGCCUGAGGCCCGUCAGCGCUCCAUAUUUAAAAAUGUAUUUUAUUUUAUUUAUUUUUUUCUGACCUUUCUAAUCCAUUUUCUACUGCUUGUUACUCUCAGUGUCUCUUAGCCGCAUCCGGCCCGCCAGCGUCCAAAAUCCAGCCUGCGGCAAGUCCCAAGUUAAAAACAAAAACAAAUAAACCACACACCCACACACACAUAUAUAUAUAUAUACAUGCAUUUUCUACCGCUUAUUCCCUUUAGGAUCGUGAGGGUUGCUGGUGCCUAUCUCAGCUCCAAUCGGGCGGAAGGCAGGAUACAACCUGGACAAGUCGCCACCUCAUC